Poecilia latipinna (sailfin molly) is the source of this 1403-nucleotide messenger RNA. It is a transcript of the gene sptssb, whose product is annotated as serine palmitoyltransferase, small subunit B. Gene Ontology annotation, molecular function: serine C-palmitoyltransferase activity. Lineage: Eukaryota; Metazoa; Chordata; Actinopteri; Cyprinodontiformes; Poeciliidae. The record is from RefSeq and is a predicted model, not a curated record. The transcript has 2 exons. The coding region runs from base 669 to 911 and encodes 80 amino acids. Gene Ontology annotation, cellular component: serine palmitoyltransferase complex. Gene Ontology annotation, biological process: endoplasmic reticulum organization; ceramide biosynthetic process.
UUGGUGUCUUUAAUAAUGACCAACCCGGUUACUGUGAGUGUGGAGCAGCUUGUUUUUCCAUUCCGCUGCUGCUGCUGCCGUUGCUGCUCGCUGUGUCAGGAGGGGGGAGAGAGAGAGAGAGACUGCGGCGCAGCUUCUGGCUGCAGGAUGGCGGGACAGCAGCGCCAAGGAUGCGGCGCGGAUUGGAGAAAAGUUUAGGGACGCCGCACAUAGCGGCGCAUCAUGCAUGGCGCGGAAGAAAAAGAAAAAAGUAAAAGAAAAACACAGCCGCAGCCCGGAAUACAUCGGCUCCCUUCUGCGCCCUCUGAUGCACCAGCCGCUUCCUCUUGGCCGCGAAUAUUAGCGCACGCUGACCGGCCUAUGCGUCAACCGGUCCGCCUCCUCCGCCUCCGUCGCUCCACCUGCAUGAUCGGCGAGCCAGGUGAAGGGUGAGUGUAAACACCAGCUGUGGGUGUGGUGCCAUUUCCAGAGCAUGUAUGACGGCCGCGUGUAUUUAUGCACAUGAGCGAGAGAGAGAGGUGGACUGGUGAGACGGCUGGUUUACAGAAAGCAGCGGAGCAGCAGGGGGGACGCGGGCUGCAGCUGGUCCUGUUGCAGAGGAGACAACCAGGGGGUUCCCACCGACUGAGGUCAGUAACAAACCCCUUCUUAUAUGUAUAGCUGGCAGGAUGAACUUCAAAAACAUGUGGGAGUACCUGGCCUGGCUCUACUACCAGUACCUGCUCAUCACCGGCAUCUACGUCCUGGAACCGUGGGAGAAGUCCAUCUUUAACUCUGUCCUCUUCUCCGCCAUUGCCAUGGUGGUCUACACCUCGUACGUGUUCGUGCCCAUCCACGUGCGUCUGGCUCUGGAGUUCUUCUCUGAGAUCAUCGACGGCCAACCGGAGAGCGCCGUGGCGCUCAUGAACUGAAACGAAGGAGGAAAACGGAGGGAAAAGACUCAUAAAAAAACAGAAGAAGAAGAAGGGGCGGCUUAUAAAGCCUCUCCCUUCUUCACCGGAACCACAAGCCGGACACUUCAUCGAUACUGAAAACAUGAAGAUCUUGCCAGAAUGAUCUGGAAGCCUUACUCACGUCUUUUUGGAUCCCACGCCCUCUGGCCUUACCCGAUGGUAUUACACAGCAGUGCUUUAAUUUCCUGCACUAUUGAAAUGUUUGGUUUUCCUUUUCCUCCCCAUAUGUCCCGUUUGAGUGCAUCCCACCUCCGGGUUUUGCAUGAUGGGGCCAAACGUGACAGGUGAAUUUGCAUGCUUGACAAACAACAAAGCACAACCGGUCUCUCUUUCUUCUGCAAACGUCAUGAAGGUAUCCCAGUAGCUCUGAUUUUUAGCUGAAUAAGAUCUGGACAAUAUGGAAUAUAUUUUUUUUUUCCAGAACUAAAGCAGUAAAGGUCAUGAAACUUU